AAAGACAAGAUCCAAACGUAUGAUUAUGAUUCAUGACGCGCUCGCUGCCAAAAAAAGAACUGCAACUGCUCCCCGUUAUUUACGUGCGAGGAGAUCUCGCCAACACCCACGUGUCAUCGCCUUCUCCUUUGGUAUCCACGUGUACUCUCUUCUCCUCCGAAAAAACUCGAAAAUAAUUCAAUCAGAUCGAGGGCCGGACACAAACUAAUUCAACAGAAUCCCAAGAGGCUUUGAAAGUUUAGACUGAAGAUGAGGAGUCUUCUCUUUCAUCAGGGGAGGUAUCAUCAACUGCUGAUGAUCAGCCGCUCCCAGGUCGUCGGCGGCGCUCUCAAUCGCAAACGUAUGUUUUCUAAUGAGAAUACAAGUGACACUCUUCAUGAAAUCGGAGAGAAGGCGAGGUCAACAGCUGAAGAGUUCACUAGGAAAGCCAAAGAAGGGAAAGAAUCAAUGAAGGAAACUGCCCAAGAAGUUAUGGAGACCGCCAAGGAUGCAACAAUUGGAGAGACCCAAGCAGAUAAAGAGAAGUUCAAAGAGAAAGUCGAAGAGGGUAACUACGACAAAAUAGGCCGCGACUAAUGUGCUAUCAUAUUGAUCAGGUUAGGUAGGCCCUGCGUUUGUGCUCAAUGUGCAAACAAAGUUUGGAUUUGGAUUUCAGUUUUCAGUACUCUCUGAGCUCUAGACGUAUGCUUUGAAUGUAACAGGGCUAUUAGAGUUUCUUGCUUCUAUUUGCAGAAUAAGGAUAGUUGAGUGAGUUUUUUUCAGAUGCAGUCGAGUGCAUUAACGGUCGCUGUUCAGCAGCAGGAGUACAUUUAAAUAUGUGUGAUGUUGUGGGAAGCCUAUACAUAAACUUGGACUCAUAAACAUGCCGUUUCUAAUACCAUCUUUGUUAUUUUA
Messenger RNA from Asparagus officinalis (garden asparagus), 894 nucleotides. RefSeq lists its product as uncharacterized. NCBI's taxonomy places the organism in Eukaryota, Viridiplantae, Streptophyta, Magnoliopsida, Asparagales, Asparagaceae. Bases 250 to 576 code for a protein of 108 amino acids. The record is from RefSeq and is a predicted model, not a curated record. The transcript is spliced from 2 exons.